ACUGAUUGAUGAUGAUGAAUGAAUAUUGAUAGUAAUUUAAUGCCAUUAAAAUUAUUUUACAGCUCAAUUUCAAGUACUUCUACUACUGUGUUGACAGUACUAGUCUAUGACUAGAACUAUAAUAAAAACAAGAAAUAACAUAUUUAAAUAAAAAUUUAUUUAUUUUCCCAAAACAAAAAUUAUAUCCUUCGAUUCCAGUUCUGAAAUCUUAUAGAACCAACAUUUAAUGGUUUCUUCACUGGUAUUUAGUUGUUUUUUCAAAUAGAGAAAGCUUAACAGUAUCUUCUUGUCUAUAUCUCCAGUUUAAAAUGAAGAAAAUGUUUGGGUUUUCUCGUAGGAGAAUGAAGCUGGGAAGGUUGAAAGUGCAGCUUUCGGAUACUAAUUCAGGAACUAGAAGUCCUGUUAGACAUACUAAACGCAAUAACAAAUCCGAUGGAGAAUCAGUAACGCCUCCCACCAAGGUUAAAUCCGAUGUACAUAAUCGACAAAGUUUAUCUGAUACGGGUGAACCUAACAGUUGUGCUUCAGGGAGUGCGGAAGGUUGGAUGGUGUUAUCAACUACCGGGGAUAAACCCACGCCUCGCUUCAAUCAUGCAACAACUGUGAUUGGGGAUAAAAUGGUGGUGGUUGGUGGUGAAUCUGGCCAUGGCGUGUUAGAUGAUGUACAGGUUCUUAGUUUUGAGAGGUUUACGUGGACUAAAGCAUCUUCAAAACUUUACUUGUCACCCAAUAGUCUUCCGUUGAAGAUCCCUGCGUGCAAGGGACAUCGUAUGGUACCUUGGGGGAAAAAAGCACUAAUGAUUGGAGGUAAAACUGACCCAGCAAGCGACAGGAUUUCAGUAUGGGCAUUUGAUAUAGAAACGGAAUGCUGGUCACUUAUGGAAGCCAGAGGGGAAAUUCCGGUUUCUCGCAGCGGCCACAGUGUGACUAGAGCUGGUUCAGUUUUGAUUCUCUUCGGCGGUGAAGAUGCUAAGGGAAGAAAAUUGAAUGAUAUACAUAUGUUCGAUCUCAAGUCUUUGAUGUGGCUUCCUCUGCACUACACAGGGAGUAAACCGUCUCCAAGAUCCAAUCAUGUGGCUGCCCUCUAUGAUGACAGAAUCCUUUUCAUUUUUGGAGGGUCAUCAAAAUCGAGGACUCUGAAUGAUUUGUACUCUCUUGAUUUUGAAACGAUGAUAUGGACAAGAAUUAAGCUUCGUGGAUUCCAUCCAUCACCUAGAGCUGGUAGCUGCGGAAUUUUAUGUGGGAAUAAAUGGUACAUUGCCGGAGGUGGAAGCAAGAAAAAAAGGCAUGCGGAUACAUUGGUCCUUGAUGUCCUAAAACUCGAGUGGUCAGUAGCUGUGGCAUCAUCUCCAUCUUCGAUAACUUCAACCAAAGGGUUUAGCUUGGUAUUUGUGCAUCAUAAAGAAAAGGAUUUCCUAGUCGCUUUUGGCGGAUACAAGAAGGAAACUUCCAAUCAGAUUGAGGUAUUGGUCAUGGAAAGGCAUGACUCUAUGGGUUGGCAAUCCACUGGCAGCAAAUGUCCAGUUGAUUCAGUUGUCAGAAAUAACAUAGCAUCUGUGCUGGAGAACCACGGCUCAGGUAGGAAAUCCAUUUCUGUCUCCUCCCUUAUGGACUCAAAUCCUCUCUCUUCACUCUCCACGAAGUGCAACAAGGAUGAAGGACGGAAAUUAGCUUCAACGAUGCGGAACAAUCUGUUGGAUGAGAACUUUAAGGAGACAGAUAACUGCUCAGUACGGAAGAACUCUUCUUCUCAGACAAUGGAGCAACACCUAAAAACAUUAGACACAGGAGUUCAGACAGAUCUUGCUGGAGGUGUGAACAAUGUGGAUGACAUGUCUUCGGUGUUUGACUCAGAAAAUUAUAUAACCCAUCAUCAGAAUCAAAUCAGUACAGAUUAUUAUUCUGACAAGGAUGAAAUACAACAUCCAGAAACUGAAGGAAAACCAGUUGGCCUAUUUCAAAUGUAUGAAACUAAAAUUGCUGGUUUGAUAAGGAAGAAUGGGUUGCUUGAAGGACAGUUAACCACUGCGUUGACCAGCAAAGAAGCUGCAGAGAAGAAUUUAUCUUCAGUAGUGAAGAGUAAACAGGAUAUGGAAAAAAAACUGUCGGACACGGUGAAGGAAAUGGAGCUGUUAAAAGAGAAACUUUCAAGUAUAGAGAUUGCACAAGAUGAAGCUAAUAGUCUAUCAAAUAUAUUCCACUCUGAUAACGUGAGACUUGAGCAUGAUGUAGCUUUUCUGAAGGCUGUUUUGGAUGAUACACAAAAGGAGCUUAAUUCAACAAGGGGUGUUCUUACUGGAGAAAGAGCCAGAGCGUUUCAAUUACAGGUUGAGGUCUUUCAUCUCAAACAAAGAUUACAGUCCAUAGAGAACCGAGCACCUACACCUAGGAAACCAUUCCACAUGCAGUAGUUUUUCGCGAAAUCUCAGAACAGCUGAAAGUACCAACGGAAGUUAAAAAGGUGGUGUCAGUCCAUCUACAUGAAGUAAAUCUUGGUAACAUUUUCUGCUCGGAUUUGAGGUAAUUUGUAUGUAUCUAUUAGCAAUUUGCUUACCACUUCUUGUACCACCUAGGUAUGUGUCUAAUUUGUAGUGUUGUACAUAUAUUGCUGUAAUCCAAAAUCUCUGUUCCGUUUAGUCAGAUGUAAUAUUAUGUAGAAAAGGGCACACCCAACUUAAUUAUUCUUGAUUACGUUUUGUUCUUGUUGUUGGAGUA
Molecule: messenger RNA, 2715 nt
Organism: Papaver somniferum (opium poppy)
Lineage: Eukaryota; Viridiplantae; Streptophyta; Magnoliopsida; Ranunculales; Papaveraceae
Product: acyl-CoA-binding domain-containing protein 4-like
Exons: 18
Coding region: 309-2411 (700 amino acids)
Molecular function (GO): protein binding
Source: RefSeq, a predicted model, not a curated record